Trichoderma citrinoviride is the source of this 1470-nucleotide messenger RNA. RefSeq lists its product as hypothetical. Lineage: Eukaryota; Fungi; Ascomycota; Sordariomycetes; Hypocreales; Hypocreaceae. The record is from RefSeq and is a predicted model, not a curated record. Bases 1 to 1470 code for a protein of 489 amino acids. The transcript is spliced from 2 exons.
AUGGCAUGUUUCCAACUUACUCAGACCGUAGCAGACGCCUUCAACGCGCUUGCGGAUGAGGUUCAGGUCUUGUCUGACCGAAAGACCAUCUUGGAGCACAAGCUGCGCUUUGCGCACGAGCAGUUCCAAUAUCUGGCCGACAAAUAUGCCCCGGCUGCACCGGAGAUAGCCGAGACGUUGGCCAAGCUCCAGCUGCCAGCUCACACCUCUGUCGAUGAUACCUUGCCUGUGCCUCUUCCUAAGCAAAGCUCUCUGCAGUCCCCGCACCAGAUUGCUCUCCUGAUUCGUGACGGACGCCGCGCUGCGAACAAGCUGGUUGCCUCAUUGGGUGAAGCCAGCAAGACCACGGCAUCAUCCAGAGACACGCUAUCUCAAACCUCCCACGUAGAAACCUCCAUCUCGACUGCUAUGGAACAAGAUUUCACCCUUGAGGGGAAGAAAGGCAAUCUGCAGUGUCCCUUUGCUAAGGAUGCCGCUGCUCAUGCCGAUCGAGACCAGAAGCCUGAAACCGGCCCGGACUCGGCCCCAAACCGCCAUGAAGACCCCAUCUGUGCUGCCAUGUACGAGGAAGAGACGUCUCAGCAUGACGCCGUAAACGGAACGCAGGCAAGCAAGUGCCCUAUCCGAUUCUUAGACAAGCACUCCCCAGAGGAGAUUGCCCAUUACGUUGAGACGCACAAGCACGAGCUGCCUCGCAGCCACGAGGUCUGCGUGCGCAGAUACCAACGCAACGAGGAGCAGAUUAGGAAAUUGGAUGCAAAGUAUGGAAACAUUGUGAGCAUGAUUGAAGACUUGAGCCAACUCCACAAGCCGAUGCUGCCGGACGAGGAGCACGCACGCCGCCCCAGCGAUGCCACGAGGACUUCGGCCGAUCGAGUAGAGAGUUGGGCGCACGCCAUCAGCUCAAGCACGGACCCGGAGGCCCCUGCCGAGCCGCCGGCCGACAUGGACGACGAGCGGCAGAGUCACUUCGACCGGCCGCUGAAGGAGGUUCGCGUGGGAGAAUCACCAAGCCGUCCAUGGGGCAUCUCCGUGCCGGUGGCCUACGAACAGUCGGGCAACGGAGCCGACCAUCCUAUGUCGCCGCCCCCUGCGCCUGUUCGAAUGCCGAGUCCCGUCCAGAGCACUCAGACGCCGGCGAAGCCCGCGGGCAAAUGCCCCUUUGGCCACACGGCAAACGCCAACCCGCCUGCCUUUGCUGGGCUGAACAUCUCGGCGUCGCCCAAUCCCCAGACGCAGAAUGCCCCUGUCGCCAACGGCCAUGACUCUGCGCCUUUCACGCCAACGAAACCUUCCCACGAGCGUCGUCCAGCCCACGAUCGCCCUGCUUCCAUACCACAGCCUGCCUUUAUCAACCCUGAUGCAUCAAAGGCCACGGGCGGCCCCCAGAUGAUUUUCACAGGUCCCGUCUUUAUUGGAUAUCCAAUGGAACAGGCCAUUCAGUUUAUGAACCAGUACCAACGAUCUUGA